Molecule: messenger RNA, 1982 nt
Organism: Coregonus clupeaformis (lake whitefish)
Lineage: Eukaryota; Metazoa; Chordata; Actinopteri; Salmoniformes; Salmonidae
Product: solute carrier family 2, facilitated glucose transporter member 2-like
Exons: 11
Biological process (GO): monosaccharide transmembrane transport
Cellular component (GO): membrane; brush border
Molecular function (GO): hexose transmembrane transporter activity
Source: RefSeq, a predicted model, not a curated record
GUUCUACAGCAGCUGACAGGCACUCUAGCCCUAGCAGUGUUUUCUGCAGUCUUGGGUUCUCUACAGUAUGGAUACAGCCUGGGAGUCAUCAAUGCACCACAGAAGGUGAUUGAGCAGCAUUAUGGGCGGUCCCUGGGGGUGCUCCCUGAGGAGCGUCUCCUAUCAGAAAAUGAUACAGAGACAAGGAAGCAGGAAGUGCAUCCGUCUGUGGUCAUGUAUUGGUCUCUGUCUGUGUCAAUCUUCUCCAUCGGGGGUGUGGUGUCGUCCUUCCUGGUGGGCUUCGUUGGAGACCUGAGAGGAAGGGUGAAGGGCAUGUUGAUGGUGAAUGUGUUAGCAGUAAUAGCAGGUCUAUUGAUGGGGAUGGCUAAGAUGUGGAAACCUCACAUCCUGGUCAUCGCUGGACGCUGUGUCAUGGGAUUCUACUGUGGUCUGUCCUCAGGGUUAGUUCCUAUGUAUAUAGGGGAGAUAGCUCCAAUGGCCUACAGAGGAGCUCUGGGAACCUUACAUCAACUGGCUAUUGUUACUGGUAUACUACUGAGUCAGGUGCUAGGUCUAGAGUUCCUCCUGGGUAAUGACUACUACUGGCCGGUGCUGCUGGGUCUGUCUGGAGCUCCUGCUGUGUUACAGUCUCUACUGCUGCCACUGUGUCCUGAGAGUCCCAGAUACCUCUACAUCAAGAGAGGCAUGGUGGAGGAGGCCAAGAAGAGUCUGCGUCGUCUGAAGGGAGAGUAUGACCCAUCGGCUGAUCUGGAGGAGAUGAGGAGGGAGAAGGAGGAGGCGGAGAAGGAGGCGCAAGUCUCUAUCGCCGUCCUGGUGCGGUCGUCUCUCUACAGGCAGCAGCUGUUUGUAGCCCUGAUGAUGCAUCUCUCACAACAACUGUCUGGAAUCAACGCUAUAUUUUAUUACUCAACAGCCAUCUUUGAGAGAGCAGGAGUCACCCAGCCUGUCUAUGCAACCAUUGGAGUAGGAGUUAUCAAUACCGUCUUUACUAUGGUGUCGGUGGCCCUAGUGGACAGGGCCGGCCGACGGACAUUGACUCUGAUUGGUUUAGGAGGGAUGUGUAUCUGUGCCGUCGCCAUGACAGUCGGCCUCGUCUACCUGAGUGUCUACUCCUGGAUGUCCUACGUCAGCAUGUCGGCCAUCUUCCUGUUUGUGUGUUUCUUUGAGAUCGGCCCUGGUCCCAUCCCCUGGUUCAUCGUGGCUGAGUUAUUCAGUCAGGGCCCCAGGCCUGCUGCUAUAGCUCUGGCUGGCUGCACCAACUGGACCAGCAACUUCAUCAUAGGCAUGACCUUCCCUUACAUAGAGGCUCUGUGUGGUAGCUAUGUGUUCGUCCUGUUUGCGGUGCUGUUGUUUGGUUUCACUGUGUUCACCUACCUGCGUGUGCCGGAGACCAAAGGGAAGACAUUUAAGGAGAUAGCAGCUGUGUUCCAGAAGGGAAGGAAACAGACACCAGGAACCAAGAAGACUGGAACUGGUACUGGAACUGGUACUGGUACUUCCACCGAGCUGGAGCAGCUCAAAUCAGACUCCCACGCCUGACACUCUCAUUAGUCCAGGGGGAUCCAACACUGUUCCAGCCCUGCACUAACAUAUCUUAAUAGCUUAAUCUGGUGUCUUACUGCAGGGCUGGCAUGAUUAGCUGUGUGACAGAAUGUAAAUGAUGAAAGUCCUAAAUCAUAUUGCCAUCUAUAUAGUCGUUUACUUCCAUGAACAACUCCUGACAUGACUAUCUUUACAUAUCUCAUACACAGGGCCCAGAGUUUUUCCUGCUCAGGAUAAAACAGCCAGAAAAACUCCUGUCUCUACUGUAUCAUGCAUGUACAGUACAAUAGUGAGAAAGACAGUAGAUGGUUUUGUUUCUAGAGGCUACAUUGUCCUGUUAUUUACCACGUUCAAUGUGUUUCUGACUGAAUGUAUUUACACAAGUUGAAUGUCAACAAAUGGGACUUUAGGAUGACUAUUAAUAAAUGACUACAAAGAUA